Messenger RNA from Colossoma macropomum (tambaqui), 3014 nucleotides. It is a transcript of the gene hmbox1a, whose product is annotated as homeobox containing 1a. The transcript is spliced from 10 exons. Lineage: Eukaryota; Metazoa; Chordata; Actinopteri; Characiformes; Serrasalmidae. Bases 242 to 1831 code for a protein of 529 amino acids. The record is from RefSeq and is a predicted model, not a curated record. Gene Ontology annotation, molecular function: double-stranded telomeric DNA binding. Gene Ontology annotation, cellular component: nucleus. Gene Ontology annotation, biological process: positive regulation of DNA-templated transcription.
CUGCUCCUAUCAACAUGGCUUCUGUCAGUCGCACAAAGGCGAACCCUUUCUGCUGGAAAAAUGCGGUGUGAUUGAGGAGAGGGAGUGAGAGAGAGAGAGAGAGCCGGGGUGGGGGUUUCGGAGAAUGUCUGCUGCGUGUUCGGAGACGGGGCACCCGAGGAAACCCUUGCAGUAGGAGCGAUCUGUUAUCAAUCCAUUUAAAUGGUGUGGCGGACGGAGGCCCAGCACUUCCAGAAGAAGAAUGUCUCACUACACGGAGGAGCCUCGCUUCACCAUCGAGCAGAUCGAUCUGCUGCAGCGGCUGCGCAGGAGCGGAAUGACCAAGCGGGAGAUCCUGCACGCGCUGGACACGCUGGACCGGCUGGAGCGCGAGCACGUGCAAAAAUUUGGCCACCGUCACUCCUAUGGAGGAGGAGGCGGAGGAGGUGAAGGAGUGGCAGGAUCCGGGCCGGGAGGAGCCUCAGCAAAGUCCAGUAACAGUCACGGGAGCUCCAGCACCACUGGAGCCUCCAGUCACGCUCCAGCCUCAUCCUCCACCGCCUCUGUCUCCACGCAGACUGUUUUCCCUGGCAACGCUCUGUCCCCGCUGUCUAACAGUUAUGACACCUCCCCACCCCCCACAGUCACCAUGCCAAUGUCCUUGAUGGCGCCGCCGGCUCAGAAUGGACGGGACAGUUUGGUGCCUGUAAGCAACGGAACGCUCUCCCCACCCCAGUACCCUGUUAGCACCGCCCCAGUGAGGCCUUUUGGAUUUGAACCCGUCGAGGAGGAGGUGGACAUUGAUGACAAGGUGGAGGAGCUGAUGAGGAAGGACAGUAACAUCAUUAAAGAGGAAAUCAAAGCCUUCUUAGGGAGCCGGCGGAUUUCACAGGCUGUUGUUGCCCAAGUUACAGGUAUCAGUCAGAGCCGGAUCUCGCACUGGCUCCUGCAGCAGGGUUCGGACCUGAGUGAGCAGAAGAAGAGAGCGUUCUACCGUUGGUACCAGCUGGAGAAGACCACGCCUGGUGCUACUCUGGCGAUGCGUCCUGCUCCGGUGGCCCUGGAGGAGAUUGUGGAGUGGCAUCAGACAGCUCCCCCCAUCAGCUGCAGCCCUGGCAGCUUCCGCCUGCGCCGUGGCAGCCGUUUCACCUGGAGGAAAGAGUGCCUCGCUGUGAUGGAGAGCUACUUUAAUGAUAAUCAAUACCCUGAUGAGGCUAAGAGGGAGGAAAUAGCCAAUGCCUGCAAUGCAGUUAUACAGAAACCAGGAAAGAAGCUUUCUGAUCUAGAACGGGUCACGUCUCUAAAAGUGUACAACUGGUUUGCUAACCGGAGGAAGGAGAUAAAGAGAAGAGCCAAUAUAGAAGCAGCAAUCCUGGAGAGCCAUGGGAUCGAUGUGCAGAGCCCAGGGGGACAGUCCAACAGCGACGAGAUUGAUGGCAACGACUACAGCGAGCCAGCGGCCGAGCCGGGGUUAGGGCCGAGAGCAGUGGCCAGAGGCUUUGGUUUCAGCAGAGGGGACCUGUCCUCCCCCAUUCAGGUGCCCACUCUGCUUCCCGGCUGGUUGGCUGCCUGGCCGGGCCUGGGUCUGGGCCCAGGCAGGGCGGGGCCUCCCAGAGGGGCGGGGCCGGGCCGUCAGGGCAGUGGGGCGGGGCAGCAGGCGGAGAGCUCCAGACUGACCGCUGUCUCCUGGUCUCCCUCCUCCCCCCAGGAUGACGGCACGGGCCCCGGCGAGCACCAGGACCCCAUCACCCUGGCUGUGGAGAUGGCGGCGGUCAACCACACCAUCCUGGCGCUGGCCCAGCAGGGAAGGGGCAGCAACGACAUCAAGGCAGAGGUGCUCGACGACGACUGAGGACCCCUUCAUACACACACGCAAAUACAUACACACUCACAGUACUGUGCACAAGCCGUGGGCCAUCUGAGAGUAUUAUCAUAAAGGCUAUUUAUCUGGGCAGUGAGUAUUUCUUUGUAGGCACCAAUAUGGGGCCUGUGGGCCGAUGCUGAUAUCCAGUACUUUUCAUGUACAUAUCUGCAAUUACAUAAACAUUUGUAAAACGUAGAAAUCGGGAAGGCGUCUACCUGGAUUAGCAUUACAGAGAAGUGUAACAUCUACGUUUAUAGGGUUACAAAUACAGUAAAAUGAAUAAAAUGCAGACAUUUCAGCAUUUUAGGAGCUCAGCAUCACCAUAACAUUCUGCUCUUCCAGAGUGCAAUAAAUACCUCAUCAAAUGUCGCUUUGAAAUAUCGGUAAAUUCUAAACAUCUGUCUGAUGCUGAUCGCAUUUUUUCAGCAAUUGUCUGUUGACACCAAUAUGAUUACAAUAUUAUCAAGCAUACCUAUUUAUUGCUCUGAAAAAGGCUGUCAAUAAACAUACAUUCAGUAAAUUUGAUUUUAUUCCUGUCAGCGUCUCAACCAUUUCCAGACCUCUCCUCGAAUAAGCUCAGUAUUUGCAGUAACUAUUCAAUACCUCAACUAAGCAGUGCUUCAUUAAGUUAUAUUUCAUUAGGUUAUAUCAGGUGUCCCAGUGAUGGGAUUAAACAAAUCCAGGCUUUCAGUAACUCUUCUAGUAAUUCUUAUUACCUUUUAGUCUAUUAAUGCUUAUUUGUAUUUAUUCUAAUAGUAUAUAUGUUUUUUACAUGCAAAACAAAUGUAAUGUCCAGAUAAAUAGCUUUAAACAAUGUCCUUGGCUGGCCUAAGACUUGUACACCAUAUGGUACUACAUACCUUUCUGUACACUGUAUCUGCCAAAGGGGGAGAUGGGGUUAGGGUGGGGGCAGCGAAUGAUAUACGCUUUGUGUUUUUGAAGAGAGAUAAGAGUGGAAAUGCUGUGAUACGGCUGUGCGUGGGGCUUUGCUGCUGAUAACCAAAGCUGGUGCAGAGGUUUAGAGACAGAAACCCCACAUGACCCCCACCUACUUCCCUCCUACAACUGCCACCUCAGUACCAUAAUAUCCAUAUGGUGCCCCACCAAAAGUCCUCAGUCACAAUAUAUGCUCCAUGACUAAAGUCAGAUAAACAGAAGCUUAAAGCUUUAA